Alosa sapidissima (American shad) is the source of this 808-nucleotide messenger RNA. It is a transcript of the gene hcst, whose product is annotated as hematopoietic cell signal transducer. Gene Ontology annotation, biological process: positive regulation of phosphatidylinositol 3-kinase/protein kinase B signal transduction; regulation of immune response. Lineage: Eukaryota; Metazoa; Chordata; Actinopteri; Clupeiformes; Clupeidae. Bases 138 to 386 code for a protein of 82 amino acids. Gene Ontology annotation, cellular component: membrane. Gene Ontology annotation, molecular function: signaling receptor binding; phosphatidylinositol 3-kinase binding. The transcript is spliced from 5 exons. The record is from RefSeq and is a predicted model, not a curated record.
AAAGUUUGAGAUGACUAUGCGUCUGUGACAAGCUUUGUCUCUUGCGUCACAAAUGAAACUCUUCCACUGAGCCCACGGCCACUGGAACAGUCACCACAAGGCCGUUGUUCUAAAAGUCGUUCCGACGCUGACAGGAAAUGGCAAGAAGUACGCUGCUGGUGUUGCUCCUACUUUGUGUGCAUGAGGUAACUUCAAAUUCAGCCUCAAUUCAGGAGAAUGCCUGCUACAGAAUCGACCCUGGGGUACUUGCAGGGCUGGUCAUCAGUGACAUCAUCCUGACCACGGCUAUCGUCCUUAUCACCUACUACUGUGCAAGCCGGCGCAGACGACAGACAGACAAUGCUGAAAAGGUCUAUAUGAAUGUCAGAGCCAACUGCAAGAAGUAGGUCAAUGGGGCGCACCAGAACAGUAAACAAUACACGAUUCCCCAUUGCCUUUGCACAUUACACAUCAGUAAAUGGCUUCACAUCCACACACGGAUGCCCUGCGCUGGACAUGCACCAUGAGGGACAUGAAUUCAUUUGUUCUCCUCAGCUCUUAGUGCUUCUUCGUAUCUUUGCCUCAGACAAUUUAUGCCGUCUGAACUCAGACUUCAAAUAUGCAUCUUUGUAUGAGUCACAUCUGCAUCUGGACUAUUGUGUAGUGUGCCAUCACUUGGAAGGUGCAUUCCUACUUUGGAUAGUUGAGAGAUAUUCUGUGGGAAAAUACACAGUGGUAAGAAUUGUUUGUUGUGGUUCACCAUUGUUGUUAUUAAUGUAUCAUGACAUUAUAUAAAAAUAUAAAAAUAUAGUGAACAAAAGUGGAUUUA